UGGUUGGAGGAGGAGAGAAGGGUGCCGGAGGCUGCAGAGAUCGAAGCAGCAUGCGCAGGGGACGGAGGCUCGAUUCAGGAGGGACGGAUGAGGGCUGAGGGAGAGCGGAGGGACGGAUGUUCCUGGAGGGGCGAGGGCUGCCCCGCUGGGGAGUGGGGGCAUUCGGGACCACCAAGAUCCUGUGUGGAGUGAUCAGCGGAACGCAGGAUGCACCCGGCUCCGGCGAGGCGCUGCCGCAGGGGUACCCGGCCCAGUACCCUCCUCCGCCUCCUCAGACCCGUCUGCCGGCCGAAUACCCCGCUCCGCUCCCUCACCCCAGCCAGGAGUACGCGGGGCAAUCGGUUACGGAGGCUGGCCUUCGACUCUACCCCCAGCCCCAGGCUCUGAUUGAGACGACGACGGCGGUGGAAGGACCGAUAACCGGAAUCCCCCCUCCCCCCGCGGAAGAUUCGAGUCAGCAGGACACCACCCAGCUGUCUCAAGAGUCAGAGGACAACAAGGUGCAAGCCAAACGUCUCCAUGUCUCCAACAUCCCAUUCCGAUUCAGAGAUCCUGACCUGCGGCAGAUGUUUGGGCAAUUCGGCAAAAUUCUAGACGUUGAAAUUAUCUUCAAUGAACGGGGAUCAAAGGGCUUUGGAUUUGUCACAUUCGAGAGCAGCGUUGACGCAGACCGGGCCCGUGAGAAGCUUAAUGGUACUAUUGUGGAGGGCCGUAAGAUUGAGGUCAACAAUGCGACAGCGAGGGUGGUGAACCCCAAGAAAUCCCCGGUUCCUUAUAUCAAUGGAUGGAAGAUUAAUCCGAUGGUCGGAGCUGUCUACGCCCCAGAAAUAUUCACAGUGGCUGGUUUCCCAUAUCCGGUGGCCGCUGCAGCUCCGGCCAUCGCCUACAGAGGGACCCACCUCCGAGGCCGGGGCAGGGCUGUUUACAACACCAUCCGGACUGCAACGGCACCUUCGCCUCUCCCAACCUAUGGAGGAGUUGUCUAUCAAGAUGCUUUAUACGGGGCAGAUGUGUAUGGCGGUUACACCACAUAUCGAGUGGCUCAGCCAACUGCAGCUGCUACGACGUACAGUGACGGGUACGGCAGAGUGUACACCGCAGCUGAUCCCUACCAUCAUGCCCUGGGACCUGCCGCAACUUAUGGUGUCGGGACAGUGGCCGGUCUGUAUCGUGGAGGAUACAACAGAUUUACUCCGUACUAAAUGAGGCACAGACUGAAGAGUAAAGGUCCCCGGCCUCGGAGGCUCCCCUCUGACUGACCUCGUCGGAUAACGUAAAGUUACCUUCUGGGGGCUGGAGCGUGCUUUCGAUCUCCUGCGCGGCGCCAAUCGUGUCUUGGUUGAACUUAGAAGACUCACUGGUUGAUUUUUGGUUUUGAAUUUGCUCUGAGGGAGAUGAAUUCACACGACAUGCGCCGCAUAACCGAGGACCGUGAACGGGCACCGCUCCUCCCACAGGUGCUAACGUUUAAGGAUUACCAAUGCGUUUGAGGCUUGCUCAGGUUACUUUGACUAAAGCAGGAGGGAGAUAUAAUUUAGGAGUUUCCCGGGAGCAUUCGGGAUUUAUUUUCGUUUUGUUGUUUAUAUUAUUGCUUUUUAAAAAUCUUCUCCCUGAUCUUCAAGUUAACAAAAUGAGUGGGAGAAGUCCGGUUUACUUAAGGUAUUCAUUAGAUUCCUCCUUCCCCAUCUCCUUGUCUGAGUCUUCAUCGUGCAUUUAGGCCCGCCAAUCCCAGUUUCGUGGCGCAGCGGGUACGUGCUUUCUCGCUGCAUCCUGACGUCUGGUCGUGCAAGCCUGCGUAUGUUUGGUGCGAUUAUGUAUUUCGCACAUUUUUUUCUCUGCUUGAGAACGCCCCCGCCUCCCCCUCAGUGAUCAGCUUUCCUUCCCUCAUGUCAAAGGCGUGCGUGUCGAUAGGUUAUCAUGCGUCCUACACCGUGGGCGAUGGGUAGGACCUGGGGGAGCUGAAGGGGUGUGUGUGUGUUAGGGGUGGGUGGGUGGGGGAGAUGUGGUUGGUGUGGGUAGGUCGGCAGGGACGCGGCGGGCCGAUACCCUAAAUGUUGUAUUCUCCGUGCUUCCAUUACUCAGUGCCCUCACGCUGAAUGUCCCCGUUGCUCGCUUCUGUUCCGGAAACGUCGAUAAAGUUUUAGACUUAGUUCAAGAUAAACCAGAUCGAGUUUACAACUGGUUACAAUAUUCAUAAGAUAUUAGCUAAUCAGCCCAUAGAGUCUGCUCCGCCAUUCACUUUUUGCAGAUUUGUCGUCAACCCUGUUCUCCCGCCUUCCUGCACCGGAAAAGGGAAUUGCUGCCAAGUCAGUUGGGCUAUGACAGUGCAGUGGCCUUCCAUUAUGCACCUGCGCCAAAACAUAGUCCCACUGGAAGUCCAGAGCUUGCUCGUCAGGAUCCUGGGAGGGUCUGUACAGUCAGUUCGAUUCCUUACACUGGUUGCCUUUGGCAUACCUCAGGGUUAACUAAUACCUGUAACACAGAGAGAGUUUUAUCCUGUUCCGGAGGUUUCUGCCCGGGGCAGUGAGGGAGUUUGAUUCUAUUCUCAAUUCCGUGACCUGGGAAUGUGUGAUGAGCCAGCAUAGGAGUUUUACUCUGUGUCUAACUUUGGGAGUGUGAGGCAGAAGAAACAUGGUGUCAGACACAGCCUCGGUCUGUACCGAGCCCCGUGACGGGAUACAGGAGAGGGAAUUUUACUCCGCGACUAACACCGUGCACUGGGAGUACGUGGAGGGAAAGCGCAGAGCGAGAUUCAUUCUGCGUCUGACCCCGCACGGUGGGAGUGCGUGAUGGGAUAGUGUUGGGGGGAGUUCACUGUGUCUGACCUCGAGAGUGUGUGAUGGGACAGUGUGGAACUUCACUCUGUGUCUGACCCCGGGAGUGGGUGACAUGACAUCAUAGAGGUAGCAUCACUCUGUAUCUGACCCCGUGACGGAACAGCACAGAGCAAGAAUUACUCUGUACUUGACGUAGAGCGCUGACCAACAUGUCCAGAGCAACCCACACAAAAUUUUAGAGGAACUCAGCGGGUCAGACAGUAUCUAUGGAGGGGAAUAAGCAGUCCACGUUUCGAGCUGAGAAAACUCGGGGACUGUUUACUUCCAUCCAGACAUGCUGCCUGACGUGCCAAAUCCUUCCGUAUUUUGGGUGUGUUAUUUUGAAUGUUGAUGUUCAGUGAGAAAAUGUAAUAUAUUCGUUUGCCCAUACUGGCCACUCUCCCCGAGUCUAUUACAGCUGAUGUUGUAAGGCCAACGGCUGAGUGAAGGUGAGGAUGGUGUGAAGCAUUUGUCACCUGCCGUCAUUCUUUUUGUUCAUCUCAAAGACAUCACUAAAACAGUUUGGAAAUACCAAUUCCAGGAACUCUUGGAAUUUAUUGCCUUUCUCCUUCCUCAGAGUUCCUCAGAUUUCCUCUCAGAACGUUCAGCUGCUGUUCCUCAUCUUCGAGAUCCCUGGUUCCACCACAAAAUCUAGGCGUGUGUGUGUGUGUGUGUGUGUGUGUGUGUGUGGGAGAGGGGGUGAGGUGGGGCUAUGAAUUCAGUGUGACGAAGGGCCACGCUCACGAGCGCCGCGAGACCGUAGUCAGAGAAGGGCGACUGCAUUGCUGGCUUGUUGUUGAAACUUUGACCACGCGUCGCCCGAAAAUGCUACCCCACUUUAAAGCAGACCCCUCCCUCCUCUCCCACUCCAGUAGACGGGGGAUUCUCACCAGUGCAAUUUGGAACCCUGACCACAGCUGUCAGUCGGAAGGUCUCUUUCGCCCGUGCGUCCCUGUCUAACUCCUACUCCCCUCGCUGCUGUUCUGCGCUAGUUUCCUGGAUUUCCUACUUUUGUAGUGGUCUGUGCAUGGACACCAAAGUCUGAUAAUAAAAUUGCCGUGGGUUUGCACACUCUUGCGCAUGUACAGUUGCAUUUUUGAGUAACUAUCCUCUUUGCAAAUGCAUUAUGGGAAUGUUUACCUCCUUCCCCUUUCUACCCGCCAGUCCUCCCGCUCCAAAAAUGUCCCCCUUGUGCGUCUUCAUAAAUUAACACAGUUUCCGGCACCUUCCUGUUUUGGUAUGUAUGGCUUUCCUCUGUCUUACAGCACUGUGCGAUUUCCCAGAAACUCUAGACAUUUCCCCAUCACCCUUACUGGCACCCUAGUUCCCACACCAUUCCGAGUGGUCUUCUAGUACGUUUGCUUUCCCACAUCGCGAUCCUAGACUUGGCCAUCUUCCCUUUCCUCGAACUCGCAGCCAAGGGCCUCGAAGACCCAGCGACUCCGGUUCGAUCCUGACUGGCGGCGAUGUCUCUGCGCGUGACCAUGUGGGUCCUCCUCCCCCCUCAGCCCCGCCCUUCACCCUCGGCAGCUUUCGAUUUCUUCCCACAACCCGGAAACGAUCUGAAUUCAUAGGUUAAUUUACCCAUAUAUAAAUGGCCCUAAUAUGGGCCGGGGUCAGGAGCCGGUAAAUCUGGGAAGUUGAUUGGCUUCUGAUAAUAGGUUGACGGGAAGGAGGUGUUGAUUAAAAUGGAAUGAUAGAGUUGAUAGACAGGCAUAAUUAAGAAUCGUGAUGCUGCUUUCUUCAACGGGGCAAUGAUGUGAAAAUGACCCACACAGUCCUGGAAUAAAUUUUAGUUGUUCUGUCGAGCUUUCAGUCAAUGGGUACACCGUUCCAUCCAAUUUUAUCAAGUUUGAGGGAUGAUGUGUGCACAUGCACACACACACACACACACACACACACACACACACACACGUGCCAAUGUCGGGAUCGAACCCGAGUUGCCAAGCUUUGAGGCCACCUUACCGCUUGCCCCCGUUCCUUUUUCUAACUUGCUGGUUGCAUUUGUUGGAACCCUGCCCCUCCUAUAAUUAAUCUCCAAUGCUCUUCAUAAAGUUGUAUAACUGGGAAAUAGAGGCCAUUCGGUCCAACAUCCAUUUUGCUCAAGGUCCUACUUGUAGAACAGUAUAGCACAGAAAAAACGCUUUCGGACUAGGAUACCCGUGUUGACCAUAAUGCUUAAUUAAACUAAGUCUGUUGCCUGAGGUGACCAUAAUGCUAAGUUAAACUAAGUCUAUUGCCUGCGCGUGGUCUGUAUCACCCCAUCCCCUGCAUGCUCUUGUGCCUCUGAAAAUGUCACAAUCGUGUGUGCUCCUACCACCAUCGCAGUAGGUAGGCAUCUACCACUAAAAAACCAAUGACGAUCCUUCAAACGUUCCCUCUUGGACUUGAAGGUUGUGCCAUCUAGCAAUUAACAUUUCUGUCCCUGCGAGGGCAAAACUCCAUGACUAUCCACCCUCUUAUCAUUUAAUUGAAUUCUAUCAGGUUUCGCCACCACCCCUUCCCCUCUUCCCAGCCUGCUACACUCCAGAGAAAACAACCCACUUGACCAACCUCAUCUUGUAGCUAAUACUCUCUAAUACAAGCAGCAUCGUGAUGAACCUCUUCUGCACCCUCUCUUAAACUUUCAUAACCUGUCUGUAACGGGGCUGAUCGAGGUUAUCAUAUUUACCCGUGCUUGGCUCACAUCCCCCUCAACCUUUCUUAUCCAUGCACCUGUCCGUGUCUUUUAAACGUUGUAAUUGUGCACGCCUCUUUCACUUCCUCUGGCACUAAACCAAUUUCCUCCCCACCCCACCUUUCACAUCUCUGCACUCUUUGCAGCCCACUCCCUGUCUUGUCAUCAUUUGAAAAUUUGCCGCACGGGUAUUUCCAGCAUUUUAUGCUUUAUUUCAGAUUUUCAACACGUCCACUAUUUCUUUCGCCCCUCACUGAAGCGUAACGUAAACAACGCGUGGUAGUAUCAAGAUCGUACCAGUUCAGCUAGACUUCCCUCUCCUCCCCCCAUGUAACCUGUGUGGGCAAAUAUGACCAAAUGGGCAGCGCAGAUAGUUCGAUAUGACCCAGGAUGGUUAAAGAAGACCCCAAUGCCCCCUCUCUUUUUUAAAUUUCAUUCCUUAUUGUGGUUUCUC
Molecule: messenger RNA, 5947 nt
Organism: Mobula hypostoma (lesser devil ray)
Lineage: Eukaryota; Metazoa; Chordata; Chondrichthyes; Myliobatiformes; Myliobatidae
Product: RNA binding protein fox-1 homolog 3-like
Exons: 12
Coding region: 117-1202 (361 amino acids)
Biological process (GO): regulation of alternative mRNA splicing, via spliceosome; nervous system development
Cellular component (GO): cytoplasm; nucleus
Molecular function (GO): mRNA binding
Source: RefSeq, a predicted model, not a curated record